This is a messenger RNA of Dermacentor silvarum, 983 nucleotides long. RefSeq lists its product as uncharacterized. The transcript has 5 exons. NCBI's taxonomy places the organism in Eukaryota, Metazoa, Arthropoda, Arachnida, Ixodida, Ixodidae. Bases 45 to 983 code for a protein of 312 amino acids. The record is from RefSeq and is a predicted model, not a curated record.
CGCCAAUAAAAGGCUCUAGCAAUGACCGGGCGCGCCUAUGAACCAUGAAGUUGUUACUGGUGCUGCUCGCGUUCGUGCCACUCCUGUGCGCCGAAGAUGGCCUCACAGAGGCCGUCACCGGCAGCACCACAUCCAUCGCGAGCAUGGAGACGACGCGUGAGAGCACGACGGAGACUACUACUACAGAGACGACGACUGAGACCACUACCACAGAACUGACCACAGAGGAGUCGACGACAGAGUCAACAACCGAGACGACACCCUUCGGGCACACUGAUGUGCCGGAGGUGACCACGCUAGACUUGGAUGAUUUCAUCGACGGUUUCGUGAAGGACUUGUCCAAACGAAUCGGACCGGCCGUGUCUGUCAUACUCUCGGACGAAAACAUCACCGAAGAAUGCUCCGGCGCUCUGCUCAAGGUGAUGCUUGGACUACGAAGCAAGUCUCCGUGGGCACUGUUCAUGCUGGACUCGAACGCCCGACCUGCUCCUGGCACCUUGAACGGAGCGACGGGAUCGUACGGGGACUACGAGGAGUGCCUGGCCGUGCACCAUCAGCCUUCCAACGGAGACGCAGCCAUCUUCGGCCAGUACUGCUCGCUCUUCAUGACUCUCCCACUCGGCUUCGCUCGCAAGUCGGCGCAGAGGAUGCAGAAGGACGGUUAUUUCAUGGGUCGACGAUCACCAGACUUUUUCUCGUCCGACGAACGAAGUUACUUCAAGGGUCAGAGGUUGGGCAUCUGCUUGCCACAACUUUGCACGGUGGCAGACGUACGGCGCAUGGUUGGCCUUACACUCGACCCCUAUGGCUUCAAGUACCACAUUUCAGGUUGCGACUCUAUACUGAACGAAGACAGGAACUGGAACUCUGUCCGAAUUGGCAUGGUGUCUUUCAUAGCGGUGCUCCUCUUCUUGGUGCUCUUGGCCACCGGGCUUGACAUCUUCCUGAAGAAAGACAGCCUUGCUCGUAGUGAAGGUACGUGA